This is a messenger RNA of Daphnia pulicaria, 693 nucleotides long. RefSeq lists its product as uncharacterized. NCBI's taxonomy places the organism in Eukaryota, Metazoa, Arthropoda, Branchiopoda, Diplostraca, Daphniidae. Bases 1 to 693 code for a protein of 230 amino acids. The transcript is spliced from 4 exons. The record is from RefSeq and is a predicted model, not a curated record.
AUGCCGCAACUUAAAAGUGUUAAAUCGCUGUCGAAAAUCUGUGUCGAUUUUAUUUUGGACAAUGAAAAUGAUUUUCGUAAAAAAGUUGGUAUGGACUCACCGAAUUUUGGAAAAAACACGACGAGCAGUCCGUUUGAGCAUUUGCCCACAGUUGUGUUGGAAGAACUAGCCAAAGAAUUCAGAGAAAAGUUAAACAAAUACUCUUCCAGCAUUAACAAAGUGGUCCUCAAAUUUGUCGAGCUUAUGAUAACUCCACACCUACAAACAUUGGAUCUUAGAUGGUGGAGAGGAAAUAUCAAUGUGCUCCGAUUGGCUGGAUUAAAGAUUCCGAACUUGAAGACGUUAGUGCUUGGUUAUUCCCGUGAUAGCAAAUACUACGGAGAAUUUUUGAAUUGCAUUCCCAAGUUUUCAAAGCUUCAAUUUUUGGAGCUGUCACUUUCUGGAGCUGGAGACGAUUGCAUGAAGCUUCUUGGAACCUACUGCACAGAAUUGAGAAAACUAUAUGUCGGAUACAGCGAUGUGUCAGAUGAUGGAAUUCGGGGGUUGUGCGUCGUUGGAAAUUGCAAAUCCAUAUGUGCACUAGUACUGGAGGGAUCAAAAGUAACAACUGAAGGGAUUCAAUUGGCACUUUCAAAUUUACCUGAGUUACAGGUAUUGUAUCACACAUCCAUUCUCGAAUGUCCGCAGAAAUAG